This is a messenger RNA of Ostrea edulis (European flat oyster), 2982 nucleotides long. RefSeq names its product monocarboxylate transporter 2-like. Gene Ontology annotation, molecular function: monocarboxylic acid transmembrane transporter activity. The record is from RefSeq and is a predicted model, not a curated record. Gene Ontology annotation, biological process: transmembrane transport. NCBI's taxonomy places the organism in Eukaryota, Metazoa, Mollusca, Bivalvia, Ostreida, Ostreidae. The transcript is spliced from 7 exons. The coding region runs from base 1515 to 2819 and encodes 434 amino acids.
UAUCCCCUGCAUAUGGUGUUUAUAUAUCUCAAGUGAUUCGAUAUGCAAGAGCUUGUUCUGGGUAUAGUCAGUUUUUAAAUCGAGGUAAGCUACUGACAAACAAGUUGAUGGUACAGGGAUUUCAACAGUCUCGAUUGAAGUCAGCAUUUCGCAAAUUCUAUGGUCGUUAUAACGAUCUAGUUCGUCAAUACAACCUCGCAUUGGGUCAAAUGCUGUCUGACGUGUUUCAUACCGAUUGUUAAGCCGUUCUUGGCACACUGAUUUUGACUGCAGAUAACUCCGUUUACCUGAUUUAGGAUAUAGGGCUCACGGCGGGUGUGACCGGUCAACAGGGGAUGCUUACUCCCCCUAGGCACCUGAUCCCACCUCUGGUGUGUCCAGGGGCCCGUGCUUGCCCAACUAUCUAUUUUGUAUUGCUUAUAGGAGUUAUGAGAUUGAUCACUGUUCGUUAUGUUCACCUUGCAUCCAACUAACGAACCACUUUAAAGAGUUUGUAGGUUAUCAAAUUUAAAAACGCAAGAUGGAGUAUGCAACUAAUCUUGAUAGCUGUUCAGAUGAAAUGUGUAGGCUACAUGUGGGAUAAAGUGCAGUUGUCCCUACAUAUACUAUGUAGGCCUAAUGUUUACUUUGGAGCGCAAGAUCCGACUUUGGUGUCGCUCAGACAGACAUCCCACAAAAUCAGGCCAUGCAACAGAACAUGUAGUAGAGAUAAUUUGCGUCUUUUUAUUCCAUUAGAGUUUUAUCAAGCUACGUUAUAACUUACCCUAGCAUGAACAUUGUCUCCUAUUCAAUCCGAGAGAGUAAAAUACAAGCAAUUCACAGAUCGUGGUCCACAUGUCAGUCGAUGCGACACGACGUCAUUUAACAGGACAAGACGCAUUCUAUAUUUUGAUAGGCGGGUCAAGAAACUUUAAUCUAUUGUUUGCAAGAAAAUUGCCGCCAUUAGUGACAAAUCUUUUCUAAAAUUCCCAGAUAUUUACUAGAAGUUUGCUACAAUUGUUUGCCACUAUUGGCAAAGUUCUGUAAUGUUUUGGUGAAUAAUCAUGGCAAACAAAUCUAAUUACCACAAACUUGCCGCGAGUUAAUGACAAAGUUGUGGUAAGCAUUUAGCUUUGGUAAGGGUACACACACGCACACUAGCGAUGAUAUAUCAUCUUUGCAACUAGUUGCGAGAAGGGAUAACAAAUACAUAAGAAAUAUAUUUUUAAAAUUAUCAAAAACAUAAAAAAUACAUUUGAUUAUGAUCAUAAGUCCAAUCUACUCCUGAAAUGCGUUAAUUCAAAAUAUUUACUGGGAAUCACCAGUACCAAAGAAAAACAUGCAGUAUCAUAUCGAUCCAAAUGCAUUGCUCUAUUGUGAGUAAUAAUUAAAAAAAAUAUAUGCAAAGUCAUACUUUUAGUUAGGUCCUAAAUAUUGCCCUCCUACAAGGUAAAAUACAAAAAUACCCAAGAAAGUAUUUGGGAAAGGUACAGUAAUGUUUUAAUGGACCAUCAGAUCGAUUUCUCAUCAUUGAUAUGACAACGUUAGGUAAAAGAAAAUCAUCGCUAACGAGACAACGUUAUGACAAAUCUAACAGACGCUAUGUGGUCUUUGUUGGUUCCCUGCUCAUUCAUUUCAUCGCCAUGGCAAUGCCGUCUGCGAUGUUGGGGAUCGUUUAUGUUGACGUCAUCAGAGAAUUUGAAGCAGACGCUUCCUUGGUGGCCUUAAUGCAGUCUUUGUUUCGCGGUAUCGUGUUUGGUGGAGGAGUGGUAGCGGAACUUCUUAUCAGACGAGUAGGGGAAUUCCCGUGUAUGAUGGCUGGAUCAUUGCUAGGAAGUCUUAGUUUUCUAGCAGCAGCAUUUUCAGAAAGUGUUACCACAAUUGUUCUUCUUGUUGGUGUUGGUGGAGGAUGUGGAUUUGUGUUUGCAGUAUUCUUGUCAUAUGUCAAUGCCAGACGAGCAUUCCAGGGUCACUCAUCUAUAAACAAGUUCCUUUCAUCUAUUACCAUUGGAGCUGGAGUGGGGUUGUUCGUAACACCUUAUAUGACUGAGUAUUUCCUACGAGAGUUCGGAUGGCGAGGAACUUUCAUGAUAGCUGCUGGAAUAUUCUUUCAUCUUAACCUGAUUGGGAUAGCAGUGAAAUUAAAUUUACCACCAUUAGAUAAGACUGAAUCUAAAGACUUCAAGUGGAAUGACCAAUUUGCCGUUUUCAAAAAGAGAGGGUUUUCAAUUUACAUAUUCGAUGUUUUUCUCUUUGGAAUGUUUGGUUUCGCUGAGUCAUGGUUUCUACCGGAUUUCAUCGUCUCAAACAAUUAUACCAAAGAAGAUGCUGCAUUGUUACUUACUGUGAGCGGCGUAUUCAAUGUGGGUGGACGAAUUCUCGCGGUACCUCUAUCAUCAUUCUUCAGUCGACCCAAGAUACUGUAUCACUGGAGCUACAUCUGUCUAGCCUUGGCUAUCAGUCAUGCGCUAUACCCAUACUUCCUUCAGUCCCACCCAGUCCUGAUGAUCACCUCCGGACUAUACGGUACUUGCUUUGGACUACUUAUUUCUCAAGGCGCACCCAUUGUUCUUCAGUCACUCCCCAUGGAUCUUUUUCCGAUUGGAACAGCAAUCGAAAUGACCUCCUAUGGAGUUUCAACUGCGGUUGGCGGAUAUAUUGGUGGAUUAAUUCGUGACGUCACAGGUGGAUAUGAAGGCGUCUUCUACACUGCAUCGGUAUCGUCUAUUAUUUGUUCGUUUGCGUCAUUGCUUCUCAUUAUUGUGGAUAACAUUUAUAAAAGAAGAGACAGAAAACAUGUUCAUAAUAACAACUCUAUUUCCAUAAUCUCACACCUAUAAUAAUGCAUUUGACAAUGUGGUCACGAUAUUGAGAUCACGUAACACGGCUUUAAGAACAUCCACGAAAUUUCAGAAACGAUUGUUUAUCUUCACCCUUUAUAGUCAGUGUCCUUAAUUAAAAAAAUGUUUAACAGAAAAAAGAAUAUAUACUGGAAUAACUGUU